AGCCUGUGGGCUAAGGAAGAAGAGGAGGAGGAAGGGGCUCUCGUCUGAAACGCUACCAUUCCAUUGCACAUGUUUUCCUCCAACAACCAGCGAGAGUCCUCUACGGCUUAACCUGCUCCAGCAAAAGUGAGAGAUGGGAAGGAGGAGGGAGAACAUGGAUUACUAUCCACAUUCAGCAUCACAUUACAUAACCAACAACAACACAGAGACAAGAGAGAAUGGGGGGAUGCUAUUAAUGGUUGGAAGCCAUAGUGACAUUGAAAACGGCUUUCUCUGCACAUCACCAGUUACCUGAUGAGAGACUAUUUGAGUGCCCAUCGCUCUCGGUUCGGAGACACGGGCAAUUUCGAUUCAAUUACGAAAGUGACCAAUGGCGGAAACAGCAAACAAAAAAACUCUAGUCGACCUUCUGUCUGUGCUCUUGGCUUUCAACCAAGAUCUAAAUAAACCGGCCGUUAAUGCUCUAAUGGAGAUGAUGCAACAGGAACACACAUCCAUGCUGCUAAUGAGCAAGUAGCAUUACAGGGGGAGACUUGUGGAAGAUGCUGUGGCGAUAUCGCCGAAAGCAACAUUGGUGAGUCACGAGAACUGAAAUGGCUUCCUCUCAGAUCCACCUAAAAAUCCUCCCCAGUGUUCGCUGUCUGGCAGACAGACUUGUUCAAAUGAGAGUGGAGGGUCUCGCUCCCCACAAACCAGUAGAAUUAAGGUCCAGGCUGGUUGAUGACAAAGGGGUAGUUUUCAAAGCGUCUGCCCUCUACAAAGCUGAUGAAACGGGCCUGGUAGACGUGAGCAGCGCCCCUUCUCUGGGAGGGAGCUACACCGGAGUGGAGCCCAUGGGUUUGCUGUGGUCCAUGGCGCCAGAGACUCCACACAGCAAAGUUGUGAAGAAGAAUGUGCUGAGCCCGACCCUAGUUGAGAUAGCGGCACACAACGGCGACACUGGAGAACUCCUUGCCUGUGAAACCAAUGAGAGAGGAUACAUGAUGGAGGGCAUGAAGAGAAUUCCUGUGCAAGAGGGAAGAGUGCGAGGAGUCCUGUUCAUCCCUCCAGGAAAGGGUCCAUUCCCUGGAAUUGUGGAUUUAUAUACCUUAGGUGGAGGCCUCAAUGAGCAGAGAGCCAGCCUCUUGGCAAACAAAGGUUUUGUUGUGCUGGCGCUGGCCUAUUAUGGGUAUCAGGAUUUACCCAAAAAACCCAAGAACUUGGAUUUGGAAUAUUUUGAAGAGGCUGCAGUCUAUUUACAGAAUCAUCCAGAGGUUCAAGGUCCCGGCAUAGGCGUCAUAUCAAUGUCUCAUAGUGGCGCUCUGGCUUUGUCGAUGGCAUCCUUUUUCUCGGGCAUCACAGCGACUGUCUGUAUUAAUGGCUGCAAUGGAAAUACUGUGAUUCCAUUACACUACAAGGAUAUUGUGAUGCCGGCACUGCGACCUGCCAUCUGGAAAAUUCGCCUGACAAGAUCUUGGAUUGUUGAUAUUCGUAAUGUCACGCCAGAUGCAAGUCUGAUGAAAAACAGAGCGUCUUUGAUUCCUAUAGAGCGUGCCAACUGCCACUUCCUGUUUGCCGUUUCGGAAGACGACCGCAACUGGAACAGCGCUUUUUUCGCCAGGCAGGCCGCUGAGAUUUUGAGGAGUCACGGCAAGGAAUCAUUUCAGGUGGUGUCUUAUCCUAAAGCCGGGCACUUUUUGGAGGUUCCUCACACGCCAUUUUGCCCGUCUUCCUUCCAUGCGGCAGUCGGACGUGCUGUGGUGUUUGGUGGGGAGCCAAAAGCCCACUCGGAGGCUCAGCUGGACCUGUGGGAGCGAGUCCAAGAGUUCUUUAAGAGACACUUGAACAACACCAGCACUUCAUAAGUGUGUUCCAGACAGACCCAUUUAGAAAUCUCAAAACAUGAGGAACACCCCUCAGCAUAACCCACUAUGAUUAACCAAAACCAGAUUAAAUUAAUGUAAAGCAAUGAUCGUCUUCAUAACCACACUUAUUUCAGAAAUAGUUUGUGUUUUUGACAUUGAAUAACUCUUUAAUACGCUGUAGUGUCGGCUCUUAUUUAUCACUCACCAGUCAAACAGCUGUUCUGUACUCAGAGUUAGCCAAUCAGAUCACAGCAUCUUGAGACGUGGUGGCAAGCCAACUCAUAUGAUACACUUCCUUCUGUGGAGACUCCGCCUUUAUUUGUGUGUAUUUGAAGUCAUAAAAUCAAUAGUUGGCUGGAAUAUAGUGAGUUGAAGUGUGUGCUCACCUCCACACUUUACAGUAUAUGCGUCUAUUAUGAAUAUUGUUGUGCUUAAACAAGGUUAAUUACCCUUGCCAGCUCAACUUGAAUGCUAGCAUUCAUUUGAAUAGCACGUUUACUUGUACAAAUACCUCAUUUAUUUUGGUCCUUCAUAGACAAAUUGAUGAUAUUUUAGGCAGCUAAUUAAAAAUACAGCAGGACUUCGACAUUACCGCCUUAAGGUUGUACAAUCUGGAGGAAAAUAUGCCUCAAAAGUUGCACAAAAAAAGUUUGAUUUGCGUCGCAAACUUCAGCAAAUCUCACGGAACUUUGUCGUGAUUUAAAGAAAUGACUCCAAAAGUGUAUUUUGCCUUUUCUUUGGCUGUUUAAAAAUAAUAAUAAUAAUUAAUAAUUAAUUAAUAAAUGAUUGCUGUUUUGUGUUUGAAUUUGGUCCAUUAUUGCUAAAAAAAAAAAAAAAAAAAACAUACAUGAGCAAAUUGUACAUAUUCAAGGCCUAAGUUAAGCAUUUCCAAGUAUAAAAAUAGCCAAAUGAACGAAAAUACAAACAUAGGGCAUUCAAAAGAUGUGAUAUGAAAUGUAAUGCGGUAUCUGUGACUUGUGUGCGCCUUUAAGAAGCAGGUCCUGGGAUGUAACGUGUGUGAUGUCAGCUGGCUAUAGUUGACUGUUAGCUGAAUGCUAGCAGCAGGCUAGCAGUGUAUAGAGAUGGGAUUUAUGGCUCUCUGAGAGGAGCCAGAUUUUGGUGACCUGUUCCUUUCAAAGAGCCGUUCAAAAAACUGGCUCAUUUUUAUAUUUAUUAAGUUUCCAGAAGCCAGCCUGGCCUUAACUCGUUUUUGUCUUGGAAAUAAUCACUGGGAGUUUGAAAUAUUGAUUAUAAACCUAUUUGACGUGUGGGUUAAAUUAAGGCUCAUCUGCAUACAUUGUAAAUAUUCCACAGGGUGGCGCCAUAUCACUCUGCUUUGACAGUGACGUCACUAUUUUGAAUAACCCUUUGUACAAAUUCUGUGUGUGUGUAAACCAUGACUUGAACACGUAUAAACAUAAAAAAACAAAGCAGGCUACAAUGAAUUUCCAUGCAAAACAGCUUUUAGGGCAAAGAUUUCCACAUAAGAAUAUUGUUAAUAAUAAAGAACAACAAAACUACACUCUGACUGACUCUCCUCCUCCUCGAGGAAGGGGCCAUUUAUGUGUUUCUGUGU
Molecule: messenger RNA, 3420 nt
Organism: Dunckerocampus dactyliophorus (ringed pipefish)
Lineage: Eukaryota; Metazoa; Chordata; Actinopteri; Syngnathiformes; Syngnathidae
Product: acyl-coenzyme A thioesterase 5-like
Exons: 4
Coding region: 594-1844 (416 amino acids)
Biological process (GO): acyl-CoA metabolic process; fatty acid metabolic process
Molecular function (GO): fatty acyl-CoA hydrolase activity
Source: RefSeq, a predicted model, not a curated record